CCGAAAGCGUGGGGUGUCUCGAGGUUGCCGGCUGCCGGCGCUCAAGAGCGCGGGGGUUUGUGGCCUGCGUUCGGCCGGCUCCAGUCGCUCACUCCCCGAGGCAGGCAGCGAGGCGCCGCGACCGUCUCCCCGCGCCCCGGGCAGUGUGGCCAUGGAGAAUCAGGUGCUGACGCCGCACGUCUACUGGGCUCAGCGACACCGCGAGCUGUAUCUGCGCGUGGAGCUGAGUGACGUGCAGAAUCCUGCCAUCAGCAUCACUGAAAAUGUGCUGCAUUUCAAAGCUCAGGGACACGGCGCCAAAGGAGACAACGUGUAUGAAUUUCACUUGGAGUUCUUAGACCUUGUGAAACCAGAGCCGGUUUACAAACUGACCCAGAGGCAGGUAAACAUCACAGUACAGAAGAAGGUGAGUCAGUGGUGGGAGAGACUCACUAAGCAGGAGAAGCGCCCACUCUUUUUGGCUCCUGACUUUGAUCGCUGGCUGGAUGAGUCUGAUGCAGAAAUGGAGCUCAGAGCCAAGGAAGAAGAACGCCUAAAUAAACUAAGAAUUGAAAGCCAAGGCUCCCCUGAAACUCUUACAAGCUUGAAGAAAGGAUACCUGUUCAUGUAUAACCUCGUGCAGUUCUUGGGAUUCUCCUGGAUCUUUGUCAACAUGACCGUGCGGUUCUUUAUUUUGGGAAAAGAGUCCUUCUAUGACACAUUCCAUACCUUGGCCGACAUGAUGUAUUUCUGCCAGAUGCUGUCAGUUGUGGAAACUAUCAAUGCAGCAAUUGGCGUCACUAAGUCACCAGUGAUCCCUUGUCUUAUCCAGCUUCUUGGAAGAAAUUUCAUUUUGUUUAUCAUCUUUGGCACCAUGGAAGAAAUGCAAAACAAAGCUGUGGUUUUCUUUGUGUUUUAUUCGUGGAGUGCAGUUGAAGUUUUCAGGUACCCCUUCUACAUGCUUUCCUGCAUUGACAUGGAUUGGAAGGUGCUCACAUGGCUUCGUUACACUGUGUGGAUCCCCUUGUAUCCUCUGGGAUGUUUGGCAGAAGCUGUCUCAGUGAUCCAGUCAAUUCCAGUAUUCAACGAAACAGGAAGGUUCAGUUUCACAUUGCCAUAUCCGGUGAAAAUCAAAGUUAGAUUUUCCUUUUUUCUUCAGAUUUAUCUUAUAAUAUUAUUUUUAGGGUUGUACAUAAAUUUCCGUCACCUUUACAAACAGCGCAGGCGGUGCUUUGGACAAAAAAAGAAAAAGAUCCACUGAAAAGAGAGAUUUAGAUGAUUUCUUGCCAGGUUGAGCCUAAUCUAUACUUCUUACAGUUUUACCUUCUUGUACUGAUGUAAAAGUUUUUUUAAAGUUAAAUGAUUAAAUUCUCAGUGAGGCUAUAUAUAUAUUACCCUUUUCUCCAGUAACAUUCCUGAAUAUCUGUAUUAUCUUAGUGUAAUACUUGCAUGACAUGGAUUCCUGAUACCUGAUGACAGGUUUGUUCUUGUGUGUGCCAUUAAUGACAGCAAAAGACUCACUCAGCCCUACCCCCAUGUACUCCUUGUCCUGUCGCUCUCACAUGGGCCAGAGAUCUUUCUUCAGUGACCUAACCCUACCAGGUACUGGCCAUUCUCAUAGCUGGGAUUUGUUCAUUUCAGUGGUUGCUUGUGAUAAAAACAAGCACUGUUGCCUGUGAAAGUGAUUCAGGCACGACCUUACACAUUCUGUACCCAAGAGGUGACUUGUGAAGUGGGGUGGCCUUGAUUUUUUUUGAAAAUCAAGUUUGACUUAGGCACUGAUAAAACAUUUCUGAGUCUGAGUGGGGCCAGAGAACACAGAUUACUUCUGAUCAUCUUUUGGCUUCUAACACCACCUGAUAGGAUAGGGCUUACCUGUGUGCACACUGAGGAGGCACAGAAUGGGGAGAAACCAGUCAGAACCUUGGAACACCAUGAUCACCUACUUCAUUCCGAGCUAAGUCAGAACUAUUUUCAACACUAAAGAUGGAACAUUAGUUUAGAAAACCGUGAGAUUCUAAGAGUUCCAAACCCAAGUGGGCUACAGGGUGUCCAAAGGGUCCACCUGGUAGGUAGUAACAGCUGCUGGCAGUGUAGCCUGUAGCAACCUGGGAGCGGAUGAAACACACCUACAAGACAGUUGUGAAACAGCUUUCUUCCUUCCUCUGCCUUGGCUGAGUCCAUUUACUUGUAUACCUGUCAGAGUGACGGGCGGAACGGACCGCAAAAGCACCUGCCUUUGUUCUGUUGUUUCACUCAUCUGCUCUCAGAGAGUGAAAACAGAGUAAGAACUCUGGUGGAGUUAACUCUGGAGCUUAACAAAGCUUCCUGGUGGGAAACCCACCAACAGAGAAACUGAGAGAAAGGUCAACAUUGUAAAGUUUGGCCAUUGUCAAAAACAUCGUUUGUUCUACUACAUUCCAAGUAAAAUAUGUGUUAGAAGUGAUGCUUGUAUAAAAGAAUUUAAGAGCACGAGAGCUUUCUGUUCUGCUAUUCCUAUUGUCCUUGGGGGAAAGGAGACUCCGUGAGUUGUGCUCUUUCUCUGGGCCCGACAUGGGAACGUGGGUUUGACCUAAAAACAUCUGACUAGCACAGGUUGGCUGGUUGGGUUUUUUUUUUUUUUUUGCGAGUUCAUUGCACUGACGGGUAUUUUGCAUGUCUGUAACUUCUGUCAACAUUUGUUUGUGUUAACUUCUGAUGUUCUUUCAACUGACUUUGUUUACUUGGCCAGAUCAGCUUUGCAGCACAUGCUGCAUCUUUGUGGCAGAGUCCUGUACUCUUAGUGGUUGUUCUAAACUUCUUUAUUGCUGUCUGAGAAAGCAAAAGAUUGUGUAUUUCUAUUAAACAUUUACAAUCAAAAUCCUAA
Messenger RNA from Nyctereutes procyonoides (raccoon dog), 2845 nucleotides. RefSeq names its product 3-hydroxyacyl-CoA dehydratase 3 (gene HACD3). Bases 152 to 1240 code for a protein of 362 amino acids. The record is from RefSeq and is a predicted model, not a curated record. Gene Ontology annotation, cellular component: endoplasmic reticulum membrane. Gene Ontology annotation, molecular function: 3-hydroxyacyl-CoA dehydratase activity. Lineage: Eukaryota; Metazoa; Chordata; Mammalia; Carnivora; Canidae. Gene Ontology annotation, biological process: fatty acid elongation; very long-chain fatty acid biosynthetic process; sphingolipid biosynthetic process. The transcript is spliced from 11 exons.